Molecule: messenger RNA, 516 nt
Organism: Pungitius pungitius (ninespine stickleback)
Lineage: Eukaryota; Metazoa; Chordata; Actinopteri; Perciformes; Gasterosteidae
Gene: rplp2b
Product: ribosomal protein, large P2, like
Exons: 5
Coding region: 131-475 (114 amino acids)
Biological process (GO): cytoplasmic translational elongation
Cellular component (GO): cytosolic large ribosomal subunit; ribosome
Molecular function (GO): structural constituent of ribosome
Source: RefSeq, a predicted model, not a curated record
UCUCGCCCUUUUUUCUGUGUUGUAUUAAACACGAAGAAGACGAGGUUUCUUCCGCCCACAUCGAGUGACGUAACUUCCUUUCUGUCCGCGCUAAUCUCGAAGUGAACACGCGUUCACCGUCUAGCUCAAGAUGCGUUACGUUGCUGCUUACCUUCUUUCUGCCCUCGGUGGCAAUGCAAGCCCUACCCCCAAGGAUAUCAAGAGCAUCCUAGAAAGUGUUGGCAUUGAGGCAGACGACACACGCAUGGAAAAGGUCAUUUCUGAGCUCAAAGGCAAGAAUGUGGAGGAGGUGAUUGCAACAGGCUAUGGUAAACUGGCCAGCGUGCCAGCAGGUGGUGCUGUAGCUGUUGCCACAUCUGCAGCUCCUGGCUCAGGAGGUGGAGCCGCUGCCCCUGCAGCUGAGGAGAAGAAGGAAGAGAAGAAGGAUGAGUCUGAGGAGUCCGAGGACGACAUGGGAUUCGGCCUGUUCGACUAAACUUUUUCCAAAUAUAAAUAAAAUUGAUUAAAAAAAGCAAA